Thyridium curvatum is the source of this 294-nucleotide messenger RNA. RefSeq lists its product as uncharacterized. Gene Ontology annotation, biological process: intra-Golgi vesicle-mediated transport. The transcript has 2 exons. Bases 1 to 294 code for a protein of 97 amino acids. The record is from RefSeq and is a predicted model, not a curated record. Lineage: Eukaryota; Fungi; Ascomycota; Sordariomycetes; Thyridiales; Thyridiaceae.
AUGUCCGAAGCCUACGAGCGCGAGCGGCAGAACAACGCCCGCCUCGACGAGCUGUCGGCCAAGGUGUCGGCCCUGCGCGGUGUCACCAUCGACAUCUACGACAACGCGCGCGCCCAAGACGUCAUCGACUCCACGAACGACACCUUCUCCUCGAUGGGUACGCAGAUCAAGGGCUCGGCCGGCCGGCUCACGAGGAUGGCGGCGUCGGGGAACAAGGUCGCCGUGCUGAAACUGGCUGGCAUCCUCGUCGCCGUCUUCUUGGUGCUGUACUAUGUGUGGAAGUUGAUGUUCUGA